CCGCACGAGACGAGACAAUCCAAUCCAAGUAUAUUGACCGACAGCCAAAUGCUUUCCCACCUUUGUUAUGCUAGUGUUGUUCUUCGGAAUGCUGUUGCUCUGCAUUAGGGACUUCAGUUACCAGGGGCUGUAGCCCUCUAUUAUAACACAUGACGGUGAUACACUACAUGGCCUGGCGACUUCUGGCAGCACUUGGCCUAUGCAUAUCCAUUAAGCCUACGUCACACAGAGCUGUCAUGUAGGGCGUACAGACAAUGUCAGUAGGUACGAUCGUUACGAUUCACUAUGCCGUUCAAAUUGAAACUGAAAAAAAGCAAGCAAUACAGUAUUGCUUCCAAGAGCUUAUGCGUGAUCGCUGUGAAACUUCUCGAGAAUUCAACUGUCGAAUGCAUCGUAUCUUCCCGCACACUGGGUCAGGAAUGUCUGAACAACGUUUGCCAGCGGCUUCAGAUCCAACAGGCCGAAUACUUUGGACUUCGCUAUCAGAGCAAGCAAGGUGAACUUCGUUGGGUGGAUCUGGAGAGACCCCUUAAGCGACAACUGGACAAAUACUCCAGCGAGUGCACGCUCUACUUGGGUGUUAUGUUCCAUGUUUUCGACGUCGACCGCUUGCACAACGACGUCACCAGGUAUUACUACUUCUCGCACCUUAAAUCGGACGUUAUCGAAGGUAAACUGCCUUGCACCAGAGAAGAAGCGAUUCAAUUAGCCAGCUACAGCCUUCAGGCAGAGUUUGGAGAUCACCGGCCUGAGCAUCACACUCCAGACUAUCUAAAGAACUUCGUCUUGCUCCCGAAACGGAUUGACAAUCAGGAGGUAUUGUUGGAGCAGAUAGUCCAGGCACAUCGAAAUUUACAGGGGAUUCACCAUUCACUGGCAGAAGUUUACUAUAUCCUGGCUGUUCAAAGGCUAACUGGCUAUGGCGAGGAGUUGUUCCAAGUCAGAGAUGCAGCAGGAGAACAGGUUGUCCUCGGCAUCUCGGUCAAAGGUAUAACGGCAAAGCACGACACGGUCUACGGUUGGGAUGAGAUCGUAGAUCUUGUACACCAUAAGAAGAGCUUUCGGAUCGAGGCUCGUGACACGCGGUCCUCGGCUCAGUUUUAUCUCCCAGAUGUGGAGACAGCAAAGUAUGUGUGGAAGAUGUGUGUUCAACAGCACAAGUUCUUUAUGUCCGCCAAAGAGAGUGAAACAAAAGCUACCCUGCCAAGGGCAUCGUGGGACCUCAAUGGAAACCGAGCCAGUAACGCUCAGCCUGCAGAAGAAAGCAGUAACAGAGACGUUGUGCAGACGGAUGAUUGCAACAGCACUGCAGAGUCACUGAAACGAUUACCUUCGUAUCGUCAAGCUCCGGACUACGAAACUGCCAUUCGAACAAAGUAUGGUACGACAAGUGUGAGCCUCAAUGACCUCUCAAGCCACAAGAACCAUCCUCUGUUGCCUCCUUUGUCCUGCUCACAGUAUGGGAACUUUGUGGACCUCACAGAACUGAGAGACUCGCUUUCAAACUUAAAUGAAGGGCCUCCUAUGCACACGUACAGCACUCCAGAACUGGCAACAGCGCAUAUGUCGUUUCAGUACAAACCACCUCCUCCUUAUCCAUAUGGACAGAGGUCCAGCUCAAGCACACCCGACCUGACGAGAAACACCUUAGAUACUGGUCUGCUGUCUCGAAGAGCCCAUGUUGAGAUACCUUCCUUUUACGAGCAAGUGUGUGCAAAACCUAUCCACACCACAUACGUCACCAUUGGAGAGUCUUGGAGUGCGCGCACGAGCAGUGUAUCUACAGGUGAAAGAGUUCAAGCAUCUUUAGCCUCGGAACAAACUGAGGAGGCCCCAGUUGGACCCAUGAUGAUGGCAGCCAUGAAUGGCCUGGCAGUAACAAGGCCACACUCUCAAGGCGCGUACAGAAACGGUGAUGGCAACGUGGAUGCAGUCCUCGAGAGCUACCUCACAGAGGGGCAGGUUUUCCUAGAGUUUGAGAGGAUUACCAAGAAACGGCUCGAUGCAGACCUGAGCACGGCACUGAUGCCAGAGAACGCGUCUCGCAACCGGUUCAGCGACGUCUUGCCGUACGAAGAGAACCGCGUAAGGCUCACUCCAUCGACUGACAACAGAACGGGCUACAUCAAUGCGUCGCACGUGUCUGCCAGCGUGGGUGAGCAGCAGAGGUUUUACAUCGCGGCACAAGGACCCAUGGAGAGCACCGCAGAAAGUUUCUGGCAGAUGGUGUGGGAGAAUCACGUCACGGUGGUUGUAAUGCUGACCGAGACGCGAGACAACCAAGGGCGUGACAAGUGCCAUCAGUACUGGCCAAAGGACAAGGGCGAGACCCUUACGUUUGGCGCGUACCACGUCGUCUGCAAAGGGUGGGUGUCGUCGUCAGUGGCCGUGACGUCCUCGUUGGUGUUGAGUCGUCCUGCGGUGAGGAGCAGCCGCGAGGUGUGGCACCUAAGGUACACGGACUGGCCGGACCACGGCUGCCCGGGCAACGUGCAGGGAUUUCUGGGCUUCAUGGAGGAGGUGGACUCCCUGCGUCGACUUUCCCCAUGGAGCAACUCUCCAGUGGUGGUGCACUGUACGGCUGGCGUUGGCCGCACAGGUGUUGCCAUUCUCUGUGACAUCCUGCUCUUCUGCUUGGACCACAACGUGCCCAUGGAUAUACCGCGGGCGCUGACGCUGGUGCGUAUGCAGCGCAUGUUGAGUGUGCAAACACUCGCCCAGUACAAGUUUGUCUACCAGGUGCUCGUGAGACACCUCCAAGACUCUCGCCUCAUCUGAACGUGCCAAGUGGUGCCAUUUCAUUACUAGUGUCCAAUAGCCACUGUGAGACAUGUGGGAUGUCUUCUACAUGUGCAAAGGAUGUGCCUUAUUUUUGUUUUCUACAUAUUCAACGCAUAUAGCUUUACAUAAAACAAAUAACUUGAAUCUGGUAGCUCAUUACUCAUUGUAAAUGCGGGAGUAAAUAAACGAGGAAUGUCUCUCGUUA
Messenger RNA from Ornithodoros turicata, 2986 nucleotides. RefSeq names its product tyrosine-protein phosphatase non-receptor type 21-like (gene Pez). Gene Ontology annotation, cellular component: cytoskeleton. The coding region runs from base 286 to 2778 and encodes 830 amino acids. The record is from RefSeq and is a predicted model, not a curated record. The transcript has a single exon. Gene Ontology annotation, biological process: protein dephosphorylation. Gene Ontology annotation, molecular function: protein tyrosine phosphatase activity. NCBI's taxonomy places the organism in Eukaryota, Metazoa, Arthropoda, Arachnida, Ixodida, Argasidae.